AUGCUGCCCGGGGACGAAGCAAACUUGAUCAUCCGCCUGCUUUUAAGGAAGAAGAGACUCGAUCCCAACGUUGCCGACCAUCAGGGCUGGACUCCGCUCGGCUGUGCAGCCCGCCAGGGCGCGUCAAGACGGUGGAAUGGCUGCCCCCGCGACGAGAUAUCCAACACCGGCCAUUUCCGAGUGGUUCAACGGCUCCUAGAGUUCCGAAAUAUUGACAUUAACCAAGGAUGGGGAGGAUACCUGUCACCACCGUUGGCUGCCAUCGUUGCAGGCCACACGGAUGUGGAAUCCGCACUGUCUGUAGCCGCCGGCUACGGGAACCCACGUGCAGGUGGUCGACGCCAUCCUGCGCGACGUCGGACGGACCGAAACAGCAUUGACGAUCAAGGGCGCACCGCUCUGUGGUGGGCGGCCUAUGAAGGGCAGACGACGGUUGUGGGACGGUUACUCGAGGAUACCGAUGUCCAAGUCGACAUCAAGGAUCACCAGGGAGCGGGCGCUCUAGAGGCCGCGCGUAGCCAACAUCGUUUUGGUGUCAUAGGUCUCCUGACGGCUUACCGAGUGGGUCAUCGCCGCGACAACAUUUUCCCAACCCGAUCUGUCCAGCCGGUGAUUCUCGUACGACUCAGCUCUCUCAAGUCACUUUGGCUGGAACCAGUGACUUCAUCGGGACUACUCGAAGGCGGAGUAUCAGGAUGGAGCCAGCUCCUGCAGAGAUAG
Messenger RNA from Aspergillus pseudoviridinutans, 720 nucleotides. Its product is annotated as ankyrin repeat domain-containing protein. Bases 1 to 720 code for a protein of 239 amino acids. Gene Ontology annotation, molecular function: protein binding. The transcript is spliced from 3 exons. Lineage: Eukaryota; Fungi; Ascomycota; Eurotiomycetes; Eurotiales; Aspergillaceae. The record is from RefSeq and is a predicted model, not a curated record.